This is a messenger RNA of Seminavis robusta, 1617 nucleotides long. The record is from the annotation of a GenBank genome assembly. Lineage: Eukaryota; Bacillariophyta; Bacillariophyceae; Naviculales; Naviculaceae.
AUGAAGCAACGGUUGAAAGAUUGGCAUGUGACGCUCAAGAUGCACGCCUCUCCAAAUGGAGGGACGCGCAUCUUCAAGGAGAGUGUGAGGUUCGUUUUUGGGAAGAAGGAGUUGCGUGACGACGAGAUUGAGGCCAUGAAAGCAUUGCAAGAUUCCUACUACCGAUGCAAAUUCGGACGCCAAGAAGGGGAAGAGGAGGAUGCCACAGUUUCCUUCUGGAUCAGUCUGGAAACGUUGGAAGCUCGAAAGAAGCAGGACGAGUGGGCCAAUAACGUAGAGGAUGUCCGAUACCUUCGCAUCAAGAACCGUGAUGUUGGCUUUGUUCGAGCCAGUGACGAGUGCUUGCGGGACGAAAUCCGAAAGAACGGUGGCAAGUCAUUGGAAGAACGACGUAAGAGAAGGAAGCCCACCCAACCGGUCGAGGAGCUAGCUCUGCCCCAGAACAAAAAGCUUUCCCUCGGAGAGGCAAAGGAGGUCAAACGAUCAGCGCUCAAGGCGGGCAAGGAAUGGACGGAAGAACUCAAAGAAAGAGCCCUGACUGUUGCAGAAGAAUGGGUCGGCGAAAGCGCCGACUGGACACAGUCCUUCAUCAAGAGGAGCAUGGCUGAGAAGUUGGACCAGGAUUUGGCAACUUGGCUGGAUUCGCAGCGUGGCAGUCUCUGCAAUAGCAAGCCAUAUGCUGAUGACUAUGACAGAUUCCGAGAAGAGGUGAUGGAGACUAUUGUGGUUGACGGUGUCAAUCGAAUGGGCAAUGCAAUGGUAGAGUGGUUUGACAAUCAAACCAGAGGAUCAUCGCUGGGAUUUGGCACUUCCCGCCCAUCCGCGUCUUUGGUCGACAUCAGGGACCCGUUUGGCCUUGGAAGCACCAACUCGUUGCGUGGAAGUGAUUUUGAACCGAUCGGUUGGGACACAUCUUCGACGCAAAGCCUGAGCCGGCUUGAUUCCGAGAGCAUUCUUUCCGGUUUUGGUUCAGAGUUGGACGAUUCCACCAGCGUCACCAUCAUGAUGAACUGCGAUGACAGCACGAGCUUCAGCUUUCAAGAGGAAAGGCAACGUCAUUUGGCGUCAACGACAAGGGGACGCCCGCACGAAGUCACCGGUAAUCCUCCGCCUCCGGAUUGUGUGGUUAUUCGUGCUAACCGCGACAAGGGCCGCCCGACUCCGCCCGUCUCCACCAGGAAAGGCGCAAGCUCUGCUCGGAGGUCAGCAUCAGAAAAGGCACAUCAAAGUAUCCAUGAUACCAAAGGAGAAGUCACUGGAACUGUGGGUGACAGUGGAACCGAAAAAGUCUAUGUGAGUUACAGCAAGGCCGAAGGGCCAGGACGACGCACAGCGCAGACAGAAGACGGUUCUCCGAAAGGCGGUGGUUGGUGCGACAACAGCAAGGAGCGGACAUGGGUAGUCGACGACGACUCCCCUGCUGAUGACAACGGAGGUGAUCCUCUCAGCAUUCUGUCCAAAGGUGGCAACCUUGGUAGUGGUGGCGAUAAUGAGGAGCCGGCAUGGGCAGCCAGCGGAGUCUCCCCUGCUAGCAAUGGAGGCGAUCGCCUCAGCAUCCGGUCCAAAGGGAGAGCGAGUUUCCGAAAGAAGUGGAUGAGGACCAUCGCUGAAGGUUAG